This is a messenger RNA of Lodderomyces pseudojiufengensis, 1632 nucleotides long. RefSeq lists its product as uncharacterized. Lineage: Eukaryota; Fungi; Ascomycota; Pichiomycetes; Serinales; Debaryomycetaceae. The coding region runs from base 1 to 1632 and encodes 543 amino acids. The transcript has a single exon. The record is from RefSeq and is a predicted model, not a curated record.
AUGUUAUCAGAAUUACCAUUAGAAAUUCAAAUGAAACUACUACAUAUGGUUCCACAUUCAAAUUUAAAAUAUAUAAAUUCACAUUUUUAUAUUUUAUAUAAUGAUUUAUUUUAUCAUAAAAUUAUAAAUACAUUUGGAGAAGAUACUUUAGAAGUUAUUAUAAAAAUUUUACCAUGGUUAAAACCUUAUAUUAAAUCAUUAGAUUCUUUUAGAUUUGUAAAUAGAAUGAUUAUUGCAAAAAGAUUAAAUUUAAUUGAUGAUUUAACUCAAGAAAAUAAUGAUUUAGAACCCGAAGAUAAUAAUCCAUUAAAUGUUCAAUUUGUUAAAGAUAGUUGGAAAUAUAUUUAUUCAAUUUUAAAAAAUAAAAGAUUAUAUGCUGAAUAUUCAGAUUAUAAAAUUGAUGAACCUUCAAAUUAUAUAUAUAAUCAUUUUGUUGAAAUUAAUAGAACUUAUUUAUUAAGUUAUUCUAAAUAUGUUUGGUUAGCUCCUGGAAUGUAUAAUUUAAAUAUUGGAUUAGCUGUUAAAUAUGGUCAUGGUUUAGGAACAACAAAAUUUGAAAUAAAAUAUCAUGAAGAAGAAGAAGAAGAAGAUAAUAAUGAAAAUGAAAAUGAUAAAAAUAUAAUUGAAAAUCAAAAUCAAGAAGUACCACCACCAAGAGAAAUUUUUCCAGAACAUUUAAGAGCUCCAAAAACUUCAACAAUUAAAUCAGAACUGUUUUAUCCUCCAACAAAUAUUAAUGAUAUGAUACCGAAAAAUCAAUUUUGUUUUUUAAAAUUAGGACAAUUUAAAGUACCACCAUUAAAAAAUAAAACAUUAAAAAAUUCUAAAAAUAAAUUAAGAAAAAUUGAAAUUAAAAUGGAAGAGAUUGGAUUAUAUUUAAAAUCAGGAUUUAGAAUUUAUUUUAUUGAUAUAAGUCAACCAUCUUUAUUAUAUAAUGAAUAUGAUUUAUCUUAUUAUACUUUAAAUGAAACAGAUUAUAAAUAUUUUAUAAAUAUUUUAUUAAAAAAUUUAUAUAAAGCAUUAAAUUAUGUUCAAAAUGGUGGAUGUUCUGAUAAUACAAGUAUAUCAUGUUGUCCAAAACAAUAUGGAAAAGGAAAUCCUUAUGAUAUAUGGGAUAAAUAUGAUAGAUCAUUUUUAAAAGAUUAUAGCGAUAAGAAAAUGAAUUCAUUAAUUACAACAACUUCAUUAACACCUUCCAAGUCAUCAACAAGUUCCUCCUCUUCAUCAUCAUCAUCAUCAUCUUUAAGUUCAAUGAAUCAUUUAGAUUUUAAAUAUGAUUUAAAAAAAUUAGAUAAUUAUUCAAAAUUUUAUUUUCAAACAAAUGAAGAAAAAAAUAUGAGAAGAUAUUUUAAAUUUAGUACAAUUUAUCAACAAAGACAAUUUAUAAAUAAAUAUGGAGAUUUUAAUUUAGAUUGGAAAGAUGAAAUUGCUUCUAAAAAGAAUAAUAAUAAUAGAAGUGAUCAAUUAAAAUUAAAUUUAAAUAAUGAAAGUAAUGAUGUUUCUUCAACUACUUCUGAAACAUUAUCAAAAUUUGAAGAAAAUAGUGAAAAAAAACGGAAAAUAAAUCAAAGAAAUUGUAGAUAUGAUAAACAGGGUUUAAAAUGGAGAAUACCCAUAAUUGGUGAGCUAUAA